AUGGUCUUUCUCUCCACCACAACCCCCGGCGACAGCGGCUCAACCAUGAAACCAAUGGGCAGUUUUGUGUAUGCCAUGCCAGACCGCACAAACCCGAAAUCGACAAUAUCAACAAUCCUCUGCAACUCAGCCGGCAGCAUUGAAUACGCGACGCGAACAGCCAAGGUACUCGCUCGUAGGACAGCACUCCCUGUAUAUGUGGGGUGCAACGUUGAUCCUGUUUCUACGGGGACGACAGUGGAGGAAGAGAUGGAGGGGUUUAAGAAGAUUAUUGAUGCGGUUAUGGCGAGGUGGGAGGAGAGUCGAUGA
This is a messenger RNA of Talaromyces amestolkiae, 309 nucleotides long. RefSeq lists its product as uncharacterized. The coding region runs from base 1 to 309 and encodes 102 amino acids. Gene Ontology annotation, biological process: proteasome assembly. The transcript has 2 exons. Lineage: Eukaryota; Fungi; Ascomycota; Eurotiomycetes; Eurotiales; Trichocomaceae. The record is from RefSeq and is a predicted model, not a curated record.